Molecule: messenger RNA, 5052 nt
Organism: Loxodonta africana (African savanna elephant)
Lineage: Eukaryota; Metazoa; Chordata; Mammalia; Proboscidea; Elephantidae
Gene: CHRNA1
Product: cholinergic receptor nicotinic alpha 1 subunit
Exons: 8
Coding region: 459-1844 (461 amino acids)
Biological process (GO): nervous system process; regulation of membrane potential; monoatomic ion transmembrane transport
Cellular component (GO): neuron projection; synapse; plasma membrane
Molecular function (GO): acetylcholine-gated monoatomic cation-selective channel activity; transmembrane signaling receptor activity
Source: RefSeq, a predicted model, not a curated record
CUGUGUUCCUGACAAACUUGAUUCAGCAAGAAGCUGUGUUAAGGAAUCUCACGUGGCCGAAAUACAAGUGUCCUGCUAAUCUGGCAUGCCCCCAGUGUUGCCUGGGAAGAGACCACAUCAGCAAUUGUGCGCAGAGAGUAAUUUAAGGCAAUGAUAGUUGCAUUCCAAAAGCCCACUGCUGUCGAGUUGAUUCCAAGUCAUAGAGGCCCUAUAGGGCGGAGUAGAACUGCCCCAUAGAGUUUCCAAGGCUGUAAACCUGUACUGGAGCAGGCCAGACUACCACAUCUUUCUCUCUCAGGAGUGGCUGGUGGGUUUGAACUGCAGUCCUUUUGGUUAGCAGCUGAGUGCUUUAACCACUGCGCCAGCAGGGCUUCUUAAUAGUUGCAUUAGGGAGCCCUUAGACAAGGUGGCCUGCAUGCCUGCCAUUACCUGACUGAGUCUCAAUUACUCUCGUUAGCAUGAGUGGGAUGAUGGAGCAGAACCUGAGAGCGUGUAUGCUAUUUCCUGCCUUAGCUGGCCUUGUCCUGGGCUCCGAGCAUGAGACUCGUCUGGUGGCAAAGCUAUUUGAAAAUUAUAACAGCGUGGUGCGGCCCGUGGAAGACCACCGCCAGGCCGUGGAGGUCACCGUGGGCCUGCAGCUGAUUCAGCUUAUCAACGUGGAUGAAGUAAAUCAGAUCGUGACAACCAAUGUUCGUCUGAAACAGCAAUGGGUGGAUUACAACCUAAAAUGGAAUCCAGAAGACUAUGGCGGUGUGAAAAAAAUCCACGUUCCCUCCGAAAAGAUCUGGCGUCCAGACUUCGUUCUCUAUAACAAUGCAGAUGGUGACUUUGCCAUUGUCAAGUUUACCAAAGUGCUCUUGGACUACACUGGCCACAUCACCUGGACGCCUCCAGCCAUCUUCAAAAGCUACUGUGAGAUCAUUGUCACCCACUUUCCCUUUGACGAACAGAACUGCAGCAUGAAGCUGGGCACCUGGACCCACGAUGGCUCUGUAGUGGUCAUCAACGCGGAAAGCGACCAGCCUGACCUGAGCAACUUCAUGGAGAGCGGGGAGUGGGUGAUCAAGGAGUCCCGGGGCUGGAAGCACUGGGUGUUCUAUGCCUGCUGCCCCGCCACCCCCUACCUAGACAUCACCUACCACUUCGUCAUGCAGCGCCUGCCUCUCUAUUUCAUCAUCAACGUCAUCAUUCCCUGCCUGCUCUUCUCCUUCCUAACCGGCCUGGUGUUCUACCUGCCCACAGACUCAGGAGAGAAGAUGACUCUGAGCAUCUCUGUCUUGCUGUCCUUGACCGUGUUCCUUCUGGUCAUCGUGGAACUGAUCCCAUCCACCUCCAGUGCUGUGCCCCUAAUCGGGAAAUACAUGCUGUUCACCAUGGUAUUUGUCAUCACGUCCAUCAUCAUCACUGUGAUCGUCAUCAACACUCACCACCGCUCACCCAGCACACAUGUCAUGCCUGAGUGGGUGCGGAAGGUUUUUAUCGACACUAUUCCAAAUAUCAUGUUUUUCUCCACAAUGAAAAGGCCAUCCAGAGAAAAAAGAGACAAAAAGAUUUUUACAGAAGACAUUGAUAUUUCUGACAUUUCUGGGAAGCCAGGGCCCCCUCCCAUGGGCUUCCAUUCUCCCCUGAUCAAACACCCGGAGGUGAAGAGUGCCAUUGAGGGCGUCAAGUACAUUGCAGAGACCAUGAAGGCAGACCAGGAGUCCAACAAUGCGGCCGAAGAAUGGAAGUAUGUUGCAAUGGUGAUGGACCACCUCCUUCUUGGGGUCUUCAUGCUGGUCUGUAUUAUUGGAACGCUGGCUGUGUUUGCGGGUCGACUCAUUGAAUUAAAUCAGCAAGGAUGAGCAGAAAGCUGAGCUGGGCCUAGCUCUGCCCCAGGAUGAGCCAGAGCAGAAGAGAGGAGGGGAAGAGAGGAAGAGUUAUCUACUUUGAGAUGCUAUCAUUUAUCAACCAUUUAAUUUUCUGUAUUUAUUAUUAUGAUAAUGUUUAUGUUGACAUAAGGCAAUGGCCUCAAGGUAUUUUCAUGUUGCUUCUCCCUUUCAUCCUGUGUGCCUACCUGGAGAGUGAGCCCUUGGCAGUAAAUGAAACUGUUGAUUUUCAAUGUCAUCUGGAAGAUUUCUGCCCAGGUUGGUUCUACAUUUGUUUAUAUUUUAGGCAAAGAGUGUAUCCUUUGCUUUGUCAGGGAGCCGGUUUCAUACCUACUAGAAAAAUUCCAUCUACCAGUACCAAAUAGAUAAAGCAAUUGGUUUAGAAUGGUAGAAGGCAGUAGAAAGGAAACAAUAAAUUCCAGAAUGGCUACCAAAAUGCAAACUGCAUCAAAAACCCAUGUUUUAAAGUACCUCUAGAACUGGGUGAGGGAAGGGUUUCCCAGUCUAGCCACAGCACCUGGGUUUGACACCCAGGGUCUGAGGGAAAACAGGUCCUAACAUGUACUGAGUGUGAGGUCCGGGCACUGGACCUCAUAAUGUCCCUAUUUUGCAAAUGAGAAAACUGAAUCUCAGGGAGGUUACAUUCAUUGCCUAAAGGAGGAAGUAGAAAAACUGAGAUUAAACCCUGACCUUGGGAUUCCAAAGCAGGUGUGGGUUGCAUCAUAUAUCUGCUUGCCAGCCUCACCUGGCUAGAGGUAUGGCUAUUCUGUAACUCUGGUCCAUGUUUUCUAGAGCUUCUGCCUUAGUGUUAGCCAUCUUUCUGCUUUCCCAGUUCAACUUUGUUUUUUUUUCCAGUCCUUAACCCAAUCAUGUUUGGGGUUAUAGUACCAUAACAAAAACCGUAAAUGUAUGCUCCUAUCAUGACCAUUACUAAAAUUCCGGAGAAGUGGAGAGAAAAUAAUUUCUUUUCUCCAUAGUCACCUUCAAGCCAUUUCUACAAUUGUAGUUCACCCCUGAACUAAAAGCUGGGCACCUCUGGACUUUGGGUCACCGGGACACAUCUGACCCAAGUCAGUACCAGUAAGAAGUGGUGGCUUGCGCUGUAGGUAGACUGUCUGACCCAGUGGCUCCCAUCUACUUCUCCAUGGGAUUCCCCAUCACACACCGUGGCAGGGCUGAGGGACUUCAUUCAAAGGACAGGCAGCGCCUGGGUUAUGAACAGGAUCCAUUCCUAAGUGUGCCUUUAAGCUGAAUUUGUAGGUAAGUCAGAAUAGGUGCAUAUGGUUCUUUCUUAGCCUUACUUUAGUGUAAGAAAAGGCUCAAAGCCUUGUCAAUGAUGUAAAAGCUGCACCUGCAGCAAGUGAAGGCGAUUGUGAUGAAGAAUUUGUUGCCGGUGGGGGCUGGUUCAAUCGUUUCAAAGUGAGGGCAAAUUUACAUAACAUUAAAGUAUAAGUACAAGUUGUCCAUAAGUCGAAUGUUUGUAACCCGAGGACUUACUGCAAACUAAAGGCCUCAGUACCUCAAUUUCCUGCUUGCCUAAUCCAUCAUUGUCUCCCAGGACUGACUACAGAUUCAAAGACGGGGCUUAAAAAUUACUUCACCCGUCAGCAAAGGAGAAUGAAGAACACCAGAGACACAAGGAAAACAUAAGCCCAAGAGACAGAAAGGGCCACAUAAACAAGAGACUCCAUCAGCCUGAGACGGGAAGAACUGGAUGGUACCUGGCUACCACCAAUGACCGCCCUGACAGGGAACACAACAGAGAUUCCCAGAUGGAGCAGGAGAAAAGUGGGGUGCACAACUCAAAUUCUAGUAAAAAGACCAGACUUAGAGACUGAGACUGGAGGGACCCCAAAGGUCAUGGCCCCCGGACUCUCUGUUAGCCCAAAACUAAAACCAUUCCCGAAGCCAACUCUUCAGACAAAGAUUAGACUGGACUAUAAGACAUGAAAUGAUACUGGUGAGGAGUGUGCUUCUUAGCUCAAGCAGACACACAAGACUAAAUGGGCAGCUACAGUCCAGAGAUGAGAUGAGAAGGCAGAGGGGGACAGUAGUUGAUUGAAUGGACACGGGAAAUACAGGGUGGAGAGAAGGAGUGUGCUGUCACAUUAUAGAGAGAGCAACUAGGGUCACGGUCACAUAACAAUAUGUGUGUAAGUUUUUGAAUGAGAAACUGACUUGAAUUGUAAACUUUCAUUUAAAGCACGAUUAAAAAAAAAAAUUACUUCACCCAUCCCCAUUUGGUGGGUAAAGAAACUAAGGGUCAGAAAAGUGGCCUCCUUUGGAUCACAGAGCUACUUAGUGACAAGCCAGGUCUCCAACUCCUGGUGUUGCGCUGUGUCCAUGACAUCAAAUAACCUGUUUCUCCCCCAAAAAGUGAAUCCCUCUGUGUUCGUUUUCUAAGACUGCUGUAACAAAAUGCUACAAAGUGGGUUGCUUAUAAAACAGGGAUUUGUUGUCUCACAGUUUGGAAAUGAAGUCAGCAGGGCCAUGAUGUCUCUUUCAGCUCUAGAGGCAGAUCGUUCCUUGUCUCCUCCAGCUUCUGGUAACCCCAGCCGUUUCAUAGUGUUUUUGGCUUAUAGGCACAUCUUCACGUGGCUGUCUCCUCCCUGUGUGUCUCUCUGUAUCUGUUCUCUUUUAUAAAGACAGCACUCAGAUUGGAUUAGGAGCCGCCCUACUUCAGUACAGCCUCAUGUAAUCUUUACUUAUAAUAGCCUCAAAGACCCUAUUUCCAAGAAAGGUCACCUUCACAGGCACUAGGUGUUAGAACUUCAACAUAACUUUUGGGGGGACCCCAUUCAAUCCAUAACAUCCUCCAAUAUGUUUCCUAUUCACGCUCUGUUCCUUGGAGCCAGCAAGGUUGGUCCUAAGUAGAGACAGCAAUGUUACUAUUUGUCGCUCCAAUGGACCCAAGUAUCUGUUCCACCAAUCUGUCACCAAGUCAAAGAUUUUUAUCUUUGGGAUCUCUUCCCUUAAUUGGAGAUAUGCUUUCCAGAAAGCCACUGGUGAAAUGGGAGAGGAGAUAGGGGUACUGGCACCCAUCUCCCCAGCUAGAGGUGUUUGUUAAGGGCCCAGCCCAGGAAGGAUGUGCCACGUGUGGCUUUAUAAGUGAGUUUGUCCUGACAUCAGGGAAACAAGGAGCACCCUGAGGAGCUAGAACACAAGACAGGUCAGCUUGGGUGAG